AUUCCAGUUCGCGUUUGUUGCCCGUGAAGGAUGCCUUCUGCCAACCCUAAACUAGAAAAACAGGCUUCUACGGAGACCGUAGAACCUAUACGCCAAGCAAUUAUCGUUAUUGAGCAUAAAAUACGGAAUCUUGAAAAACGUAAGGGAAAGUUAGAAUCAUACAGGGAUCUGCAAAAGAAUGGAAGGGAACUAAACGCGGAUCAAAAAACAGCAGUAGCCAAAUACGACGAAGUGUUACAAACAUUGGAUAUUACAAAGGAACUGUACAAGCAAAUCGUUGGAAUUGCACACGAUGCAGUCAAACAGCAAAAAAAGUUGGCAAGGAAAGAGGCUAUUGAGAGAAUGCAACAAGAUAUUGCAAAGGUGAAGGAGGUUCUUCUCAUACAAGACGCGCUAAUGAACAUGGGUACAGAAUCUGUUAGAGAAGAUUUUCUUGCUGGAAAAAAUGGUGCCGUAAAAUUAUCAGAACAAGAUUUGAAAUACUUGGAUAGCUUGUACAACGAAGUUACGAUGAAACAUCACAGAGAAGAAGGCGAACCAACAUUUUUCCAACAAGUGCAGAAAGUAGCCGAACACUAUGUAGCUAUUGUUGAUGGAAAACAAAGAGAAAUUGCUGGUACAACUUAUAAUAAAUUAAAAGAAAUUAUCACCUCUAUCAACCAGUGUGGCUAUUUCGAUCAAGUUCAUGAAACUGAAGCCGUAGCAGAAGAAGUUACAGAGGCAGUCGCGGAAACGCAAAUAUCUGAAACUCCUGUGCAAGACCAAGUCAAUGAGGAAUAUAAUACUAACGACAGACACAUUCCACCCGAGUCCAUAAUUCCAAUUCCUAACUUCCCUGUACAGGUCGCACCUCUCCCUGUUGUUUCCGGCACUACUCCAGUCUCUGGCCCUAUUCCUGUAGUUGCACAACCCAUUCCACACCCAGCUGCACCGGUUGAAACAUCUUAUUAUACAAAUGCAACAGGAUUUGUUCCACAACCACAACCACAGCCACAGCAGCAACAACAACAACAACAACAAUCUCAACAGACUCAGCAACAGCCACAACAAGCUCCCAGGAUCAACGACGUGAUAGGCACACCAAAUUUCUUCUUCUUACAAGAAUCGGAGCUCGACUCGCCAGAUGUUACACCACAAGCACCAAUAGUAUCACACAUUCCUACCGCCGUUAAUGCACCUAUUCCUUCACAAACAUUUACGAAUCAAAACUUUGCAAAUGCACCGGUAGUAGCACAACAAGUUAUAUAUCAACAUCAACCACCACAAGAUAUGUCCCACAUUCCUGGAUUUGCCAAUCCGAAUCCUCCUCCACCUAUCCCAAUGCCACCCUCUCAUCAGCAACCAAAUAUACAAUAUAGUCCUCAGCAUCCUACUAAUUUUCAACAACAGCCACAACAACAACAGCAACAACAAGCUUCUUCGCAAAUAACGCAACAAGCACAAAAUCAAAAUUUUGAACAAGAAACUCAACAACAACAACCUGUUGAAGAAAAAGUCGAAGAAAAUCAAAAUGAAACAACAGCACCGGAAUCAGAAAUAGAACAACCCAGUGAAUCUGUGGAUUGGUGCCAGAUGACCGAAACUAACGAUUGGAAUCAAACAGACCAAUCGCAACAAUCUGCACAAGAUUCGCAACAAACGCAACAACAAACAUCUCAGCAAAAUUGGGGUGAUCAACAACGCAGCGGAUAUAGAGGUAGAGGUGGAAGAAGAGGUAAUUCUAACGGGUACAAUGGAAGAAGUAGGGGCGGUUAUCAACAAAACGGUCGUGCAGGUCAAGGAACGUAUUAUCGUAACGAUAGUAACUAUCAAAAUGGUUAUCAACAACGAUCUUGGGGUAAUAGCGAAGGAAAUAGCGGUUAUAAUUCUGGUUAUAAAAGAGGCGGUGGUGGAUCAAGAGGCGGAGGUCCACGAGGCGAGCGUGGUAUGGACAGAGGUGGUCGAGGACAGUUUCGUGGUCAAAGAGGUGGAAACCGUGGCGGUUAUGCACCUCGUGGUAAACCCCAUACGCAACAGUAAUAAAAAUGCGAUAGAACAAUGCACAGUGAAACACAAAUGAUGCUGUAAGAUCAUAAUUCAAUUGUCUAUUUACGAAAAAAACCUAAGUCGUAUGUUUAAACUUUACAUACUACAAAAUUCGCGUGUACAGUUUGGCUUAGUAUUUUCUUCCGUACUUGGAAGAAAAUAAACCAAGUCGUAUACAUGAAUUUUAAUACAUGAAAUAACAAUUUCAAUGUUCUAGAUUGUUAUUCGAUGAUUCUUGUAAAUGAUUUGUCAAUUAUAUUUAUACAUAUUAAGAAAAUAACAUCAAGGGAAAAGUACCGAUGUUUACAUAAGUUCACGUUUUAAAAACGUUGCAUUUAAUUAGCGUGAUAAAAAAAAAUUGACUUAAAAAAAUAUAUCUUGCUAAAUUUUUUCGCGGCUUAGGAUAUUUCCUAAACGAGACAUUGAAUACAAAAAUUUUGCAUUUGAAUUUGGUAUCUACAAUCGUCAAAAGAAAGAUCUAUCAACACGAACGAAAAGGUCGUGCAGACGUAACAUCGUGAUACAAGAAAAGAUCAACCAAAUUUAAAAGCGCGAACCCACCGUGCAAGUAUUAUUGCGUUGCGACAGAAGGCAGUUUUCACAGGGCAACAACAGCUGAUCAACAAAGAUUAGAAAAAUAAUUUUAUUAUAAAAAAAAUACAAAAAAAACGAGAACUCACACAAGCAUUUCACGCAAAGACACGAGAACGUAUUUAACGAAUAACGUUGAAGCAAUCACGCGAAUAGAUGAACUGCACGACCAUCUCUUUGUCUUGCGGCGCAUCGUUCCGAAGAAUUUUUUAAGAUAUCAGAAAAAAGAGAAUACAGCGAGCAAUGCCUUCUAGCGCUAUAUAUCCUCUCGACUUCACAUUCCAUUUUUUGGUCUAUGAAUCUGCGAAGUAUUUAGAAAGUUAAAGUUGUCGAGAUUCAGUAGUUUGGAAAAUGAAAGAUCAACGUAAUACACGGACGCAUAAAAAUGUUUUUCACGAAACACGUUUCACGAUUGCUAUUCACGUCGCUCCCUCUUCUGUUUUUUCUGCGUGAUUUCAAAAUUCUGUACGGUCGCCUAUGCAGCUGGCCAAGUAAAAGAGAUUGCAGUGCAAUGUCGAGUUUAUGAAGCAACAUUACCUGAUUUUUUUUAUCGCAAAAUAUAUAUGAUUAUUUUAAAGAAAAUAAAGCGACAGCGCGGAGCUUUAGCACGUAAGUCGAACGUACAAUUUCCGACUAGAGACGAAGAAGACGCGUUCGAAUAACGCGCCAUCGACGAAAGCCACGCUCACACCGCCAAACACGCGACGAGGAGUACCGUAUCGUAUUUUUUUUUUUUGUAUAUUUGCGUUCAAUCACCUCCAUCUACAGUUAUGUUCAACUAUCCUACGAAUACCUAUGUAUCUUCCAAAUAAAGAUCUAAUUCAACCCUGCUAACUAGCCUACCUAUCGUACUCAUUGUCAACACGUCGUUUCACUCUUCGGCUUGUUCUCAAAUAAAAAAAUCGAAUAAAAUAUUUGAUCAAUCAUGUUUUAUCAACAUUUUCUUCGUUACUUUCUAUUUCUUUCUUUUUCGCUUCGAAUCAAAUCGCAAGAUGUUCGAAUCGUGCAUUGUUGUCACGAUCGAAGUAAUUAUUUAAAUUUCGCGCUUUCUCAUUCGCGGUACAGUACUUCAACUGAUCAUCGUAGUUAAAAUUCGUUUCAAAUUAAACGUGGUUAGAAUUCUGUGAUAUCUGGUACGUUGGUGUCCGAGUCGAAGCAGUUACCGUUGGUAUAUAAUUUUACUUCAAUAAUUGUAACAAAAUCGUACGUGUUCUCUAUAUCGUGUACGGAACAAAGUGCAAGUACAUUCGAAGCAAUUACAACAUAUACGUGUACGAUCAAUGCGAUCGAACAGAGAAUGAUGAUCAAAACUGCUCGCGACCCUACAAUAGAGAAACAUUUCAAAGGUCAUGAAGAUGCUAUCACAGGUUUAUGUUUUCAUCCUGAAACUACUCAAUUAGUAUCAAGUAGUUCAGACAAAAGUAUAAUAUUAUGGAACCUGAAAGAGUCUGCGAGAGCUUGUAGAUUUCUUGGACACAAAGAUGCAGUUUCCGACGUCACGUAUGCACCAUCGGGGGAAGUCAUAGCCAGCGCUUCCAACGACAGAUCUGUUAGAAUUUGGGUUCCUAAAAUAACAGGACAAUGUUUAGAUUUCAAAGCACAUUCAGCAGCUGUUAGAUCGGUACAGUUUAGUCCAGAUGGAGAAAAGGUAUACGUACUUAUACUUUGAACAACGACAGAGCUACGGCAGACGUAAAAGUAUCUACGUGUCAUUCAGCAAUAUUCUCAUACAUUUACAACAUUUGAUAUUAUGAAACGUAGAAUGAAAGGAGUGAAACGUAGAAUCAAAACAUGCAGCAUCUUUCACUAAAAGAUAAGAGCGUCUGUUUUUCUAUACUCGCCGUAACUCGUGUCUAGCACGCAUUUAAAUUUAUGUAUGUUUCAAUGUACAGUUAAUUACCGCAUCAGACGAUAAAAGUAUUAAAUUAUGGGUAGUACAACAAAGAAGAUUUCUCACGUCAUUCGCACGUCACACAAACUGGGUCAGGUGUGCUAAAUUUUCUUCAGACGGUAGACUCAUAGUUUCUUGCAGCGACGACAAAACAAUAAAAUUAUGGGAUAUCACCAGUGGGGAAUGCAUUAAAACCUUCAACGACGUAAAAGGGUAUUCCACGUACGUGGAAUUUCAUCCAAGCGACUGUGUUAUCGGAUCGGCAAACGUAACUGGUUCUGUCAAAUUGUACGAUAUACGUACCGCUUCUUUGUACCAGCAUUACGCGACUCACAAAGAUUCAGUGAAUAUGAUAAAAUUUCAUCCAAAAGGAAACUUUAUAUUGACCGCAUCCGACGAUUCAACAAUGAAGGUUUUAGAUUUGUUGGAAGGUCGUCCAAUUUAUACGCUCAAAGGACACGCAAAUGGUACCAGCGCGACAUCGGUAACAUUCUCUUCCAAUGGAGAAUUCUUUGCUUCCGGCGGUACAGAUCAACAAUUAUUAACGUGGAAAACAAAUUUCGACAAAGAUGAUAUUUCUCGAAAAAUUUCACGACAUUUAUUCUCACCUAUCGAAGAAUCGGAAUCUAAAGAAGUGAAAGAGGAAAAGUCGCAUAAAGAUGACGAUAUAUCCGAAGGAGAAGAGGAUAUGGAAUCAUUGCACGAGAAACUUGACAUUACGAAUUUAAAAAACGGAAGAUCUCGUCGCGAAAUACCAGAUGCUGGAGCAUCGAACAAAGACGUAGAAUGUAAAGUCACAAAUACGAGGAAUCGGAGACCCUUUGAAAAGGGCCAUCGUAUCGCGAAUAUAUCACGUUUAUCUGGUACGCACUCCGGUAAAAUAGUAGAUGCACUUAACGAACAAGUGCAAUCAUUAAGCGACGCUGUUGCUCUUUUGGAACAACGUUUGUCCGUAUUAGAGGAAGAAUUGAAAAAUAAUUUUUUGUAAUUCAUUUAAGAAGUUACUCGAUUAUAAUCGAACAACCCAGAUACUUGCAAAGUAUAUAUUUAAAUUGCACUUGACAGUUAAAGAUCAAUUAUUUCAAAAUACAAUGCGAAUCUUUCGAUCAUCAGUUCGUACGAAAAGUUACACAAAGUACAAUGACGUUAUAGAAGAGGAAAAAUAUAAAUCUCGACGUAACAAGAAAAUAACGAUUAUACUUGUAAAGCGAUUAUUUUUUUACGCCUAAAAAUUGACACGCCUUCCCAGUUUUCUCGAUGAUCCGUGAUAUUUCAUCAGAAGGAAGCGCAGACGUUACAAAUACCUUGUUUCCUGGUAGAUCUAUUUGCACAUUGCCAAUACGAGAUGUCAUAUUGAUAAUCGCUUGUAUUUAUCGAGCAGUUACUCGGCACAACGGAUCAAUCGUGUCACGUGUUACAAACGGAACAACGAGUCUCUCUCUCUCUCUCUCUC
Heterotrigona itama is the source of this 5960-nucleotide messenger RNA. NCBI's taxonomy places the organism in Eukaryota, Metazoa, Arthropoda, Insecta, Hymenoptera, Apidae. The record is from the annotation of a GenBank genome assembly.